Messenger RNA from Bombyx mori (domestic silkworm), 5495 nucleotides. Its product is annotated as G-protein coupled receptor Mth. Gene Ontology annotation, cellular component: membrane. The transcript has 9 exons. The coding region runs from base 935 to 3121 and encodes 728 amino acids. The record is from RefSeq and is a predicted model, not a curated record. Gene Ontology annotation, molecular function: transmembrane signaling receptor activity. Gene Ontology annotation, biological process: cell surface receptor signaling pathway. NCBI's taxonomy places the organism in Eukaryota, Metazoa, Arthropoda, Insecta, Lepidoptera, Bombycidae.
CUAAAGGAUAAGACGUCCAGUGCAUUCGUAUCUAGCGAUGCAACGAUGUUCGAAUCCCGCGGGCGGGUACCAAUUUUUCUAAUGAAAUACGCACUUAACAAAGUUCACGAUUGACUUCCACGGUUACUAACACUGCCUGAAAUAUAAGAUUUCAGUCUCAAAUGUAUUAUAGUAUAACGGUUGUACCAUUUAAACCGGAACGUAUGACUAUUUCGCGGCAUAAAUAGACAGGAUGAUGGUACUUUUACUUUACUUUGGUAUUCGAGUGGGCUUACAAUAUGCCCACCGGUAAGAUAAUUAAAUACAAUAACAUCACACUCCUUUAGAUAAAUAUUAUAAUUCGUGAAAAACUAAAAUAAAAUGUUUCACUUAAUUAAUUUCAAUGCUUUGAUUGUUUACGAUUUAGAUAAUGGUCUUGUCAAUUUCGAUUUUUUGCUUAUCAGUGAGUGCCGUUGAACGUUGAUAUCGUUGAUAACAUCAGGCGUGCUUGAAAAGUAUUUAUGUUUGAAAUUCUCAGUACUCGAUCGCUUCAUGUUUUAUCAUAUCAGUUAGAGGUCUUAUGAAUCGACUUCUUUGGCAAAAAUAUCAUAGUUUUUGUAAACAUUACGGAAUCAAGACGUUUCUUAUUGUUAUUAUUAUUUUACUCUUAAAAUAUAAUAUUUUCUUAAAAAACAAGAAAGGUUGUUGUACGUGUCUAGACAGUGUAUUCGCGGCCAUCACAACGGCGUUACAGCCUCUGAAGCGAUUAAAUUCAAGUCGGUCGGAAAAUUCGGCAAUCGGCAUCACUUCUACGCAAGCAUUGCUCCAAUUCGCACGUCCAUAUCCCCCACAAAAUAAAAAAUAAACAAUGGUGGAUACGGUGAGCGACACUCACCAUACGCUGUGAAUAAUUUCGUAAAUUGUUUUAAUGACUGUGAUUUAAGUUUAUUGAAAAAUGACGUGGCAUUUGUUCUUUAUUUGCGUAUUUUUGUAUUAUACAAGUGUCAGUGCUGAAUCCUAUGAAAAAGUGGUUGCAUUUAGGAAGUGUUGUAUUGAGAAUCAAAGUUUAGUUAGAUCAUUUGAAGUCAACAAGACUGAAAGUUUUGUAUGCCUAGACCGGUCCACUAUUGAAGAUAAUUAUAAUAUUUCUGCAUCUCCACUCCUGAUAGGUGAGAAUGUUAAUACUGUAUAUGGCACCCCGGUGUGUGACCAGAUGGAAUUGUCUCAAGUGACUGCUACUGAAUUCGAUUCUGAUCAAGACCAUCGUUGCUAUGACAGACUGAUAAUAGAAACGAUAAACGGCACGAUUAAACAGAACAUACCGAAAAUUGUUGCUUUAACUUGCGCGAAUUUUAAAAAUAAUACGAAGAAUCUCAUGAAAUCAAAGCUAACGAUAGAUCGCAUCAAGAAAUGUUGUCCAAAAGGUCAAAGCUACGAUCCAAAAUAUCAUUUUUGUAGGCUCAGCGACUCGGAAAAUAAUGAACAGGCGCUAAUAAAAAGAUUAAAUUUGAGUUCAGAUCAUAUUUAUGAAGUUGAGAACGAGUUACAUUGUAAAGCUGUUGAAACCGGUAUUGAAUUGAGUGAAGAGAAAUUUUCGUUAGUAGUAGAAGGAAGUAACUUAAUUGUGACCAGAAAAUUUUCAGAAAAGAGUCAUAUUGCACACCCCGGAGAAUGGUGCAUAGAUCGCAUGUUCCCCGGGGAAAGUCUCAUUGCUCGAAUGUGCACAAACAGCUGUUCUGAUUUUGAUGCGUUUUGUGUGAAGAAGUGUUGUCCUGUGGGACAGCAUUAUAAAACGUUGCGAUGCGGAAGUUUUGUCAGUAGAUGUGUGCCGAAUAAGGAUAGCGUGGCGUUUAAUAUUUCGAAUUAUUUGGACGAAUUAAAGGCUAAUUAUGAUGAUAUCCCGGAUGUGCUUGGGAUCCGUUCAGACUUGCUGUGCUCCGCUGGAAGAGUGGCACUAAACAUAAGUGCUGAUUAUGACAAACACGAAUUGACUCGAGAUGGAUAUCUUCGGUCUGCUAUAAGCGAUCAUGGUGAUUACUGUUUUGAGACAUUCGAUAGUAGACAGUGUCCUGGUGGUGAUUUGACCGUUACCGCAGUCACAUGUUUCGUCAAACCGCAGAUGAAAAAUUUCCAAGUAUCUUUUUUGCUUAUUAGCAUAUCGAGCGUAUGUCUGGCAUUGACGUUGUUGGUGUAUUGCGCUUUGCCAGAAUUGUGGAACCUACACGGUCGCACCUUAAUCUGCCACGUUAGUAUGAUGUUGCUGGCUUUCACCUGCCUCGCAAGGGUUCAGUAUAAAGAAGUUGCUGAUAAUAAACUCUGUACAUUGCUGGGGUACGGGAUCUACUUUGGAUUCGUAGCGGCAUUUGCUUGGCUUAACGUCAUGUGCCUCGACAUCUGGUGGACAUUUGGGAGUGUGAGAAUGGUGCAACCUUUGAGGAAGUCAGGAGCCGAGUGGCGAAGAUUUCUCUGGUAUUCGUUGAAUGCGUGGGGUUUUGCGAGCAUCCUGACCCUUGUAAUGUUUAUUCUCGACGAGUAUCCUAUUGCAAUAGAACUUGACGCCAACAUCGGCAGCGGCAUGUGUUGGUUUGGCUCACUACAAAACGAGCGGUCAGAUUGGCCUCACUACAUUUUCUUCGUGAUUCCGAUGGGUCUUGUGACAUGUACGAAUUUCAUCCUGUGGGUGUUGACGGCGCGGCAUUGCGCUCGAGUCAAGUCCGAGGUCCAUCGGCUGCAGGCGGGCUCGGUUGGUGACCGCGCCAAGCGACGUUUCCGUAUUGACAGAGCUAAGUACCUUUUGACCGGAAAACUGUGGGUGGUGAUGGGAGCGGGAUGGAUAUCGGAGCUUCUUUCUACUAUCGCUUCAGAACCAAAGUGGCUUUGGACCAUCGUUGACCUUCUGAAUGAACUACAAGGAGUCUUCAUAUUCCUCAUACUAGUGUUCAAGCCUAAGCUGUACUACCUAAUCCGAAAGAGACUAGGUUGUUCACGGAUACCGAUAGACCCAAGGCUGGAGAAACCGGAUGCUCAGAAGAAUGGCGGUACGUCAUCUGGUCGUACAUCUUCCACCUUUCUGUCGAGGACCAUCAGCAAUGACGAGCGCGCCAAUCUCCGAGUUUCACAACUUAACACCAAGCAAGCUUAGCUUUGUACUUGAAUGAUGAAGCACUGCAUUUUAAUGAAAUCGGAUCGGAAAUUCACACAUUAUCAUCCUUAGUGUUAACUUUCAUGUUGUGAUGGAAAAAGAUUUUGUUAUUAAUUGAAUUUCACUUACGUGUAUAAAACUCACUUUAGACAGUACCAAUAUCGUUAAACAUCGUAAUAUUAUGCCUUAACAUUUCCCAUUUAUAAAAGUAGAUCGAAUAUUCAUCCCGUAAAACUAAUAAAAUUCAUUCCCUAAUGAUUCUUCAACAGAUUUUUGAAAGGUUUACUAGGUUUAGUUUAUAGAUUUUUGUAAUGGUAGCCAAUGGCGGAUCCAUGGGGGGGUCAUGGGGGUCAUGACCACCCCCUAAGCUGGUUCCAGGACUUAGAUGGACCACUGAUUGAAUAUACCUAAUGAUUUUAUUUAUACAUAUAUUUUGUCACCAUACAGAUUUUAUGUAACUACAUACCUUCAAUGUUUAAUUAAUUUAAUAUAAUAUAAUAACUUUGUAUAAUGGCAAACAUUUGGGAACGAACGCAUCUAAAUUUGACUAUGUGACCCCCUCCUGGCGCCAAAGUUGGAUCCGCCCUUGAUGGUAGCAUUCUCUACGCGUUGAUUCUUGCUGAAUGAAAGUAUCUUUCAAUUACGAAGUUACAGGUUCAGAGUCCAAGCUUUUAUUAAAACCAGCACUCUGUGUUCGGUAUUCUUAGUGUCAACUGAACUUAGUGUGAACUUUGUUAAAUUGUAUAAUAUUUUUUGUCUUCAUUCUUAAGGGAAUAUUAUUUUAUUUGUCUUCUUUAGCGAUUGUGAAUACACCUUAAAUGUAUCGUAUCGUAUUAAAUGUAUCAUAUAUAUAUUAUUGCUUAGAUGGGUGGACGAGCUCACAGCCCAUCUGGUGUUAAGUGGUUACUGGAGCCCAUAGACAUCUACAACGUAAAUGCGCCACCCACCUUGAGAUAUAAGUUCGAAGUCUCAAGUAUAAUUACAACGGCUGCCCCACCCUUCAAACCGAAACGUAUUACUGCUUCACGGCAGAAAUAAGCAGGGUGGUGGUACCUACCCGCGCGGACUCUCAAGAUGUCCUACCACCAGUAAAAAAUAGACAUGACAAUUCCGUAUUUUCAAAUAUAUUAAGUAAUAAUUCUUUAUGUUAUACGUUUUUAGUCUAGUCAUUGUUUAAGUAUAAAUUUAAGCUAUCAGGUAAUCCAUAAGUUAAUUUUGUUUGACUGUUAUCUUUAUUAUAUCUCUUUAUAGUACUCUUGUGUUUAAUAUUUGAGUAAUCGUGAAUGCAAAUAAUAUCUUUAGCACGGUUAAUCAGGUAGGUAGUACUUACUAAUAUUAAUUAGUUUUGGAUUUAUCGUUUACAAUUAAUGUAUAUUUAUAAUAAUGAAAUUCACCCAUCGAAAUCCAACACGCCUAAAAUGUGUUAGUGUUGUAGAUGAUCCGUAAUUUAUCUUUAUUCAAUCUCUAUAAUCUUUAUUCAAUAAUAUCCUUGGAGGUACAUGAGGAAGGGUUGUUGCAUCGUAAUUUUCGUAUUCAAUUCUUAUAGUUAAAAUUUUAUUUGCAUUUGUAAAUUACUAUGUAUGUUUGAGUUUGAAACAAUUUAUUUGCUUAAACACGGGCUAUUUUUUCGUACCGAUAGACUACUGCUAUUAGAAUUUUUAAUAUGGCACAAAUAUAAUUAUCUUAUGAAUAAAAUUCAAAAUUCUUGGAAUUCUCGAACAAAGUAUAUUUUAUAAUAUCAUUGUAGUUUUGUUUUUGUUGAAACUUUUUUUAUUUAGAUUAAAUUAUGUAGUUAGUUGGUAUACGUUCAAUAUUUUAUCGUUUAUAAGAAAACUAGUUUGGGGUGUAUAUUUUCUUUAUAUGUACUAUUCCACAAAAAUCUAAUUGUAUUUCACGGUUUUAUACCAUGUCACGUUUCUCGCUAUAUUGUGAGCGGAGCGGUCUUUUGUUUUUCCGGGUAGGGUACUCGUAGUACGCGGUUGAUUUAAUGUUAUCAUCGUCGUUCAAGAAUAUUCUUAAUACCCGAUGCACCGGCCCACUGUGCAUUUAUCAUCAGCUCGACUGAUCACCCCGAAUCAGGGUAAUCACCAACUUUGAAAUUGAAGCUUCAACUAACUUUCUUAUAUUAUUGAUCCAUUAAUAGCGACCAAAUUUUAGUAAUAGUAAAAUAAUUAGUUAGCUAUUUGCAUGCCACCAUUUAAUCAUUUAAUUUGUGAAUUAAGAUAAUUAUAAGGUCUUUUUUGUUAAUACGUACCUGUUAUUUAGAUUAUGUACCUAUUGCUUAUCCACUGUUCUUUAAAUAUUAUAUUAUAUUACACAAUUAUGUCACAUUAAGAAAAUAAAGUGAAAAAAGAAAAUAAAAAGUUCCAUUCCA